AUGAAAUUAGAAAAAACUUCAAAGGACUUUCCCAGGGGUGGUGUCGAGGCCGCAGGAGACUUAGUGGAGGAAUAUCCUGGAUACGUUGAUCCAAAUGCCUAUGGAGUCAAUGAGAAGCGGCUGAUGGCUAAAAUCGACUUCCGAGUCGUGCCUGUCCUCUGCAUUUUAUAUCUCCUAGCAUUUUUGGACCGUGUUAAUAUAUCCAAUGCCGCCCUAUACGGAUUGAAGGAGGACCUCGGACUGUUGGAAGGGACAAAAUAUAACACGGUCUUGGUUAUCUUCUUCGUUCCCUAUAUUUUAUUCGAAAUCCCGAGUAACAUCAUCCUCAAGAAGUUCAAGCCACACAUGUGGCUCUCGGCUUGUAUGUUGAUGUUUGGUGUUAUGACUAUAAUUAUGGGAUUCACGCAAAAUUAUGGGAGCAUUUUGGCGGUUCGAUUUUUCCUCGGAUUAUUCGAAGCAGGCAUGUUUCCUGGCUGCUUUUAUCUCCUUGCCUGCUGGUACAAACGAACAGAGGCUCAGAAGAGAUACUCUUUCUUCUUCUCUUCUACCACACUCGCUGGUGCCUUCGGUGGGCUCCUCGCCGCGGCAAUUGGCAAGAUGGAUGGUGUUCGAGGAUAUAGAGCCUGGAGAUGGGUUUUCAUCCUUGAGGGCCUCCUCACCGCUGUCGUUGGCCUCAUCUUUUACUUUUGCAUUCCGGACUUCCCUGAGGAAGCCAAAUGGAUUACUGAAGAUGAACGUGCUUUCAUUAAAGCCAAGCUCGAAGCUGAUACCGGAGAGUCUCACCGUCACGGAAAGAUGACGGCAAAGAGUGUUCUCAAAAUUUUAUCUGACUGGAAAAUCCUCAUUGGGGGUGUCAUGUAUCUCGGCUUGAUCGUUCCGGCCUACGGAUAUGCCUAUUUCUCGCCCCAGAUCGUUCGCAAUCUCGGAUAUUCGCCCAUUCAAACCCAACUGCGCUCUGUUCCACCAUGGGCUUGUGCCUUCGGCCUCGCCAUGCUGACUGCCACAUUCUCUGAUUUCAUGCGUCAUCGUUUCUUGUUCACGAUCAUUCCAAUUUGCAUAUCGCUUGCUGGCUUCAUCGUUUUGUUUAAGAUUCAUGGACCUGUCAACAUUAUGACACAAUACUCUGCUUUGUUUUUAUGCGCUAUGGGUACAUACAGCGCUAUGCCUAUCAUUAUUUGUUGGUAUGCCUGCAAUCUAGGCUCUCACGCCAGAAGAGCCGUUGGAACAGGUUGGCAGGUCGGAUUUGGAAAUAUCGGUGGCAUUGUCGCAACCUUUGCCUUCCUUGCCAAAGAAGCCCCACUCUAUCCAACAGGUUAUAAGUUGUGUAUAUCCUUUAUCUGCCUCUCGGCCCUCUCCUGUGCCGUAUAUUUCACGGGGAUUACACUGGAGAACAAGAAGCGGGAUCAAGGAAAACACAAGCUUUCUCACCUCAGCAAAGAGGAACUAUCCGCCAUGGAGCUCGGAGACGACCACCCAGUUUUCCGAUACAUGACUUAA
Messenger RNA from Orbilia oligospora ATCC 24927, 1497 nucleotides. RefSeq lists its product as uncharacterized. Gene Ontology annotation, molecular function: transmembrane transporter activity. The record is from RefSeq and is a predicted model, not a curated record. Gene Ontology annotation, biological process: transmembrane transport. Gene Ontology annotation, cellular component: plasma membrane. NCBI's taxonomy places the organism in Eukaryota, Fungi, Ascomycota, Orbiliomycetes, Orbiliales, Orbiliaceae. Bases 1 to 1497 code for a protein of 498 amino acids. The transcript has 6 exons.